Molecule: messenger RNA, 4442 nt
Organism: Prinia subflava (tawny-flanked prinia)
Lineage: Eukaryota; Metazoa; Chordata; Aves; Passeriformes; Cisticolidae
Gene: FOXL1
Product: forkhead box L1
Exons: 1
Coding region: 2220-3092 (290 amino acids)
Biological process (GO): cell differentiation; anatomical structure morphogenesis; regulation of transcription by RNA polymerase II
Molecular function (GO): DNA-binding transcription factor activity, RNA polymerase II-specific; RNA polymerase II cis-regulatory region sequence-specific DNA binding
Source: RefSeq, a predicted model, not a curated record
GAAAGGGAUAACGGGGCUGACACGCAGCGCAUGAGCUGGGCAGAAGGAAAGGAGGGAAAAGCCGCAUCCCCGCCCCCGAGGAUUUCCCACCGCCAAGAGGGGGAAACAAGGGAGGAAGCGAGAAUUUUUCUGGGGGAGGGAUCUCGGGGAGAGAGCGGGAGCCCGUGUGACUGUCCCCUGCUGCACACGCGAGUAUUUAUUGUUUUACUAAUCCGUGCCUGGAGUGUCUCAAGGAGCGGGGGACUCCCCGAGGUGGCGAGAGGAGGAGGGUGAGGGGGGAAGACCCCCGGGCGCUGCUCUGAGGAUGCGCCGGGCGGGUCCGAGCAGCCGCGCUCCGCUCCAGCCCUCCGCGGCGAGGAUGCUCCAGGGCCGGGGACGCUGCCCGGGCGUGCUGCUCCUCAGUGUCCAGAGGCGAGGACCCCCCAAAACUCCCUCCUUUCACCUCUCUUUUUUAUUUAUUUUAGGGUUUAUUGCGCUUUUGGCACUGCGGGCGGGUACUGCGGCUCCUGGGGCCGGCGGGGAUGCGCAGGGCGCGGGAGGGAUGCGGAAUUCCGGGCGAGGGCGGUGUUCGAAGGGUGAAUUCCCCUCCCUCCCACGCGUGUGCCCGGACAGUGACAGGGGAGACCCCCACACCGCCUCCCUGCGCGCUCCGGCCGCGUCCCCCAGGCUCUCCUGGCGGUUUGCAGCUUCCAGGACCCACCCGGAGCUCCGCAGCAUCGCGCUGGGUUUUACCCCGGGGAUGAAAAUCCUUCUUCCGACAGGGGAGCGACGCCGGCCGAGAAAACCGCACGGGUGAAGGGGAACCUGCAGGGAAAUCCGGGGAUGGGGAGGUGCAGGCAUCGCCAGGGCCGGGUGGUGCUGGGGACACCCCGGGGCUCGGCUUUUACCUCUUCCCUUGCCAGGUAACAACCCCAGCAGACCCGUGGGAGCUGCGCUGUUGGGAUAUUUCUCUUUGAAGGAGAAAGGAUCCCCCUCAGGCCUCUUCUUCCCUCCCUCGGAGAAAAGACGCUCCACAGGACAGGGGGGCCCGCAGGUCUAAACCCGCGGGGGGACUGGGGACACAGGCGACACCUCCAACGGCAUCGGAAUCCCUCGGGGCCUCGGAUUAAAACUGUUACGUCAGUAAAUUAAAAAAAAAAUUAAAAAAUAUAUAAUAAAUCCGACAACAGAAAACACAGCCCCAAACCUGGACGUUUAUACAGAAAAAGAGCAUCACAAAUUCCUAAUGUAAGCACCGGCCAGCUGUGUGCACUUGUAAAGUUGUUAUAAUCCCCCUCCUUGUUAUAAACAGGAAAGUACAUAAUAUAAAGCAACAGGCCCGCAUUCACAAAUACUGACCCUCCUCCCCCGGCCUGCCAAAUUCCCCGUUUGCUGCAGUCUCCCCCGGCUCAGGGCUGCCCGCUCGGGCUGGGAGCGGGGCUGGACCUGGGGUCGCCCUUCGGCCGCCCCCGGGGCUCCCCUUGCGGUGCAAACCCGGGUCCUGCACCGGGAGGUGCAAAGGACCCCUCCACACCUGAGCCCCCCUUCCCUUUUCCUUCCUGGCGAUCCUCGCAGCUCCGCCUCUUCCCCUCAUCCAUCCUUUUCUCUUCAUUUUUAAAUAUUUUCAAUUUAAUUUUAGUGUUGUUUAAUGCCCCAGUUGUGCUGCGGGGAUCCCUGCGCGCUGCUCCCCGGCUCCAGCAGUGUACAUCCUGCUCUGCUGUGUGUGCUUACAGCGUCAAAGGGUGGACGUGAUAUUUCAAACAUCAGAUCAGUGCGUUUAUAUAUUGGGUGCCCGGAAAUUUUUCCAAAUAAACACAGCUUGAUUCGACUUGGGUGGGCAGACUUAUCAACAGACUAAUUCUAUAAACAAAUGAAGGAAUAACCCGGAGACCAUUGGCUGGUACCAGCGAGACACGUGGAGAGAGCUCGGAGUUUUGUAGCAAUGAAAUUUUAAUUAAUGUGGGUGGGCUGAGAACACAAACGACUGUUUAUCAGAGACAAUUUAUUUUCCAGCGCUAAGUCAACAUAUAAUAGCAAACUUACAACAAUUAUUUAACUUUUUUUUUUUUCCCCCUCCUAUUUUUUUUUUUUUUUUUAAGAGCUAUGAAGCAGGGACAGAGGCAGAGCGAGCUCCUUCAGGCAGGGCUGGGAGCUGAGCUCGCACAAACAGCUCCCCGGUGCACUCGUCCCACGGUGCUGCCCUGCCAGCUCGGCUCAGAGGGGGAAGGCGCGGAGCUGCGAUGAGCCACAUCUACGGCAGCCACCUCUCGGCGCUGGGCAGCCCGUCCAUGGUUUACCUGCCCGCUGCCCUCGGCUUCGCCCCCGGUGGGGCCGUGUCCCGGCAGGACCCCCCGCAGAAACCCCCCUACAGCUACAUCGCCCUCAUCGCCAUGGCCAUCAAAGAAGCUCCGGAGCAGAAGGUGACGCUCAGCGGCAUCUACCAGUUCAUCAUGGACCGCUUCCCCUUCUACCACGACAACAAGCAGGGCUGGCAGAACAGCAUCCGCCACAACCUCUCGCUCAACGACUGCUUCGUCAAGGUGCCCCGCGAGAAGGGGCGGCCCGGCAAGGGCAGCUACUGGACCCUGGACCCGCGGUGCCUGGACAUGUUCGAGAACGGCAACUACCGCCGCAGGAAGAGGAAGCCCAAAGCCGCGGCCCCGCCGGACUCCGAGCCCUCCGCGCAGCCGGGGCCGCCCGCCCGCCCCGUCGAGCCCAAGCGGCCCAAGGGCAGCGCGGCCGCCGCGCCGGGGGACGCGGGGGCGCCGCGGCCGGGCGGGGGGACAGCGGCUUCCCCCGAGGGGCUUCCCCCGCCGCCCCCCGCCGCCGCCCCGCCUCACAAGAGCGGCCCCCGCGGCCGCAGCUUCAGCAUCGAGAGCAUCCUGGCGCAGGGGCUGCGGCCGCCGCCCGCCGGGGCGGCCCCCAAGGCGGCCCGGGAGAGCCCCGCCGGCUGCCUCGGCGGCUCCCUGGUGGCCAGCGGCGGCUUCGGGCCGGCCCUCAAUGCCUCGCUCAUGCUCGACUCCCAGGUGCACGGGAGGCUUUACCACAUCGGCAUCCCCUUCCUCUCCUGCUUCCCCCUGCACUUCUCCGAGGCCGUGUUUAAUUUCCAGUAGCUGCCCCACCAUUAACGCGCCCCCUCGGCCCCGAGCGCUGCUCCGGGGGGCGCGAUGGGAGGGAGAGAUCGGACUCAGACCUCUCCACGCGGGUAAAGACCUAAAAAAAACCCCCAAAAAACCCCAAAGCGAUGUUUUCAAGGUGACUCAGGAUUUCAGGGCAUUUUCAAGGCGCGUCUUGCUGCGGACUCUCUUUAGCGGCUUUGGAAGGUAACGCGGUUUUGUUUCCCCGUGGGCGGCGCAGGCAGAGGCAGCACCGGGGGAUGCCCACGCUGCCCCCCAGCCCCGUGGGCUUUGCUCUGCACCUCUUUGCAUCCCUCAGGUUCCUCAGGCCAGGUUUCUCUCGAGUCCUUCAGGUCGCUGUUUCCUUCUUUUGUUUUUCCUUUUGAAAACCAAGCCCCAUCCCGGGGGGAGGAGGCCGAGUUUUGUUUUAUUUUGCCAUCAAUACCCACAGGAAUUCAUAAUGCCCAUAGCUUUGCCAUGAAUACCCACAGGCACGUAAUAAUUCCUGAUAUUCCCCACUGGCCCAGUCCUCUCAGUGGGUAACUGGAGCUGAGUUCAUCCUGAAUAUUCCUGCUUGCUUGGAUCCAGCACGGUGUGGAACUGGUGCUUUGGAGUAUCCUCACAGAGUUUCUGCUCAUGGAUGUGGCCAAAAAGAGGGGGAUGGAUGAGCAAACACAGAGAUUUCUCCACUUUCCGUGUCUUACUGGGAUCGGUUGCUUCUGACCUAAAAAAAACCUGAGGCAGGGUUGUGGAGGCCAGGACAAAUACCAGGAAAAAAAAAAAAAAAAAGAGACAUCGGCUGUGUUUCUAAAGUUUUCUUUUUUUUAAAGAAGGAAGAAUCCCGACACAUUGCGAGAAAUCAGGAAUAUUUUGUAUUUUUGUUUGCCAUAAAUAGAGGCUUUUUUGUAUAUUAGUGGAUGAAUGCCCUUUUGGAGAAAAAAUAUUAUAUUCUCAAUUUUCAUUAUGAAAUCAAACCUAUAUCCAAUAAAGGUAUUUUUGUUCAGGAGUGUGGCUGGUGUGAUGUGAAACACCCCUUGGCGUGUGCUGGAGGAUGGAGGAGUGGGGCCUGCUGCUGGAUGCAGCAAAAAUCCUGGUGCUGCAUCCACAAAAAGAUGGGAGAGGCUGCAAACAGGCUCCUGGGAAAUGACCUGUUCCUUCAAACUUUUCCUUGAAACCUUUCCCAAAAUGAUUAUUCCUCCUUCUCUUCCCCUUCUUUCACCCCACCCUGUCUCAAAAGCAAAGCUUGCUCUUAAAUGAGCACCUGGAUAUUGGAAAUGUGGGGUUUGCAGGUGAGCUUUAAUUCGCUUUUUGCAGAGCAAGGUUGGCAUCAAUUCCUUGAUGUUUGGA